AUGGCAUCUUCAUCCGAGUCCUCAGCCCCAGCCUCUGCCUCUGCCUCUGCAUCCGCAUCCGCAUCUGCAUCAGCGUCUGCGCCGGUACCUACUACAAGCUCUGGCGACCCUUCAUCGACUGUCCCCUCAGAAUCUGCUCCACCUGCCCCGUCUUCUUCCACGCCGACGGCCGAGAAUGGCGCCGCAGACGACCCAGCCUCCAAGAACCAGGCCUCCAAAGAGCCCACACCAGAAACCGAGGUACCCGUGCGUACCGAGGAAUCUUUCAAGGCCUAUCAGCUGGAGCGCAUCAUUGCACGGGAUAAAAUCGCCACUGCAGCCCUGAAGGAGAAGCAGGCGCGCCUCGAGGAGAACACGAAACGAUGGAAACAAGAGAUCGACGAGUACAAGCUGAUCCAGACCCAACCCACUGCGCAAUUCUUCCCUCCCUCCAGAUUGUAUGGUGAAGGUUACAACGGAUUUGGCAAUGGCCAUACUGAGAAUCGCGGUCCACCCCGUCUGAUUUAUCCCAAAGACAAGCCUCGCGCUGGCAAGCGAACUACACCAGCCUUGCCGAAGGCUAGCCGAAAGGACCUGAAGGAGCAGGCUGAUCAGUAUGAAGAACUAGUGCCUGUACGGCUCGAUGUCGACUGGGACAAGCUCAAGCUGCGAGACACGCUCACAUGGAACCUCCACGACCGUCUGGUACCAAUCGAUCUUUUCUCCGCACAGCUUGUCGAAGACAUGGGCCUAAAAGCACCGCACGACCGGCCUGUCUACGAACAAAUCCAACAUCAGAUCCGCGAACAGCUGCUCGACUUUUACCCCAUGGUCUUUUCUAGAGAGGAUGCUCUCGACCCCGAACUACCCUAUUCCGCAUACAAAAAUGACGAGAUGAGAAUAUUGAUCAAGCUCAACAUCACUAUUGGCGCCGUCACACUAAUCGACCAAUUUGAAUGGGAGAUGAAUGAGCCAGAAAAUUCACCAGAAGAUUUUGCCCGGGUCAUGGCUCAUGACCUGUCACUAUCGGGCGAGUUCACUACGGCAAUAGCACACUGCAUCCGAGAGCAGACCCAGCUGUUCACAAGGACGUUGUAUGGCAUCGGGCAUCCUUUCGACGGCAGGCCAAUCGAAGAACCGGACCUUGCCGCGUCUUUCCUACCCUCGCCUUUGCCCAGUGUCUUCCGGCCCCAACAACAAGCCAAGGACUAUGCGCCAUAUCUCUAUGAAUUGGGCGAUGCCGACCUGGAGAGGAAUGAAGUCAUUUUCGCAAGGGAGCAGCGCAAGCAGAAGAGAUCAGUAAACAGGCGUGGCGGUCCACAGCUGCCCGAUCUCAAGGAGCGACAGAGGACAAUACGAACAAUGGUCGUCUCCUCAACUAUCCCUGGAGCUGCAGACUCAAUUGAGAAGACGGGGCUCUUCAAACGAGUUGCAGGCGCUGGCACUGGAAGGGGACGCGGUCGCGGCCAACAUGACGGCACAUUUUCAGACUCGGAGGAGAGUGAAGAAUCAGCACCCGACUCUCCAGCUAUGUCUCAACUCGCUGGAACUGCGCGGACUCGAGGCAUGCGCGGCGCUGCUACUGUCGCGCAACAGAAGAUGGCGCACAUCGGUCGUUCCGAGACGCCUGAGGUCAUCACAUCACAUCAUCACGAAACUAGAACGUCAAGGCGCUUUGGUCGUGCCUUGGACGAAACACCUGACGAGCCUCGCAAUCACUGGGUGGCUAUCAAGGUACCACGCACAUACGAGAGAGCCAGGAAAAUGCUUUGGGAUAUUAAGAUGGGCCGGCCGAUCACGCGCCCUGACGCUGCUCAAACCCCCCGCCAGCCACGAGCUCCCAGCGCGUCACUUCCGCCAGGUAGCAUGGGGCCACCUCUGACUCCUUCAGCACCACCCAAGCCACCUCUUGUAAAGAAUGCAAGUAGCAUGUCGCAGCCUGGCUCCUCGGCACCUGUGCCCCAAGUAGGCCGUGUACCGGCUCCUCCGCCACCCGGGGAAGGCCAACCUCCCCUCGAAAUACCUCCACCACCAGAGUGGCUGGAAAAGUCACUUAAUGACCUGCGCAAGUCCUGGCCUCAUGACAACUUCGAGGCUACAAUGCGGCACUGUGCCGUGCACGCCGACACAGAGACUACCAUCAUCCCGCCGCCACAGAUCCCACGAGGCCAGCCGCUUCCCGAUAAUGUGAAGUACAUGUUUCUCCCCCGGAUUAGGUGUCCCGACUGCCCGGGCAAGCUCUACACGCCCGGCCCGGACAUGACGGCGGCCAACUUCGAGGUGCACUUGCGUAAUAAGCAGCACCGCGACAAGGUGAACAAACGCGCCGGCUUCGAGACGGACCCUGCCAAGGCGGCCUCAUCCGCAGGCGGUUCAUAG
Diaporthe amygdali is the source of this 2358-nucleotide messenger RNA. RefSeq lists its product as uncharacterized. Gene Ontology annotation, biological process: chromatin remodeling; regulation of transcription by RNA polymerase II. The transcript is spliced from 2 exons. Gene Ontology annotation, molecular function: transcription coregulator activity. Bases 1 to 2358 code for a protein of 785 amino acids. NCBI's taxonomy places the organism in Eukaryota, Fungi, Ascomycota, Sordariomycetes, Diaporthales, Diaporthaceae. The record is from RefSeq and is a predicted model, not a curated record. Gene Ontology annotation, cellular component: nucleus; SWI/SNF complex; nuclear chromosome.